GCAUCUAGAAAUGAUCAUUAAGAUCCUGAACACACACUGACUUUUUGUAGAAAUAAGGAAAAAUCUUUUGAUAAUAAAAAAACCUGAAUUCGAAUGAGAUUAUUUAGAGCGUGUUAUCGAUAACUACAUCAACACUCCAAGGAUUAAUAAUAAAAUAGCCAGAGGAAAUAGUUUCACUCAAUUGAAUUUCAUUAUCUGUAUUUGCGGAAAGCCCCAACUGAACUGCAUUUCUACCGGAUUUUAAAGUGUUUUUCAAACCAGUGUUUUGAGAAGAUAUAUGGGAUUUGAGUGUUAAAGACGAAAUGAUUUUAAGAGUGGUGGUUUUUCUAUUUACGGGAUGGAUAUGCGGAGUGAACGGAAACCAGUAUAUAUAUGUCAACGAAAGUAAAACAUGGAAGGAUGCAAGGGGGUAUUGCAAACAGAAAGGCUUUGAGUUGUCUACCCUGAAUGGACAAGAAAUACAUAUAUGUAACCUUACCGAGGUUACGGAGCUUUGGACAAACAAUUAUAUUUAUACUACGCCAUAUUUAUCUCUAUUAGGAUGUUAUGAGAAACCAGAUGAAAUGCAGUUCCCGUCACUUCAGAAAGCCUCUGUAGUAGAAUGUCAGAUCUUGUGUAGUGAAUAUAAAAAAUUUGCGAUACGGGGCAAUUCAUGCACAUGCAUACAACCUGACUCCGAUCAAGGCGCUUUGCAAAAUGCAGAGCAGUGUAAUUAUACUUGUGAUGGAGAAGCUUUAUGCGGUGGUGACAAUGCAAUCAGUAUAUAUGAAAAAGAUGCCAGUAUCUCCAAUCGUCUAACUGAACAGCCGUUGUUUCCACCCAACAACUCUUGGUGUCUGGGUUACCAGUGUUUAGAUGGUGACGUUAAAUUCGAGGAGAAAGAUUGCAAAAACCAAGACUAUGCUAAUAAUAAUGACUUUUUUUCGUGUUCUUUUGAACCUAACACCGACUGUUUCCUAUGGCAUGCAAAAGACAACAAUUUAACAUGGUCCAUCCAAAAUAGUCCUCCACAAAACGAUCCAAAGCUUAAUUAUAAUGCAUCGUACUAUGCUUAUGUAAAUGGAUCUGGUGCAGCUUCAGGACAAACGACAGUGUUGAUUUCCAGGAUGAAAUUCAAAGCUGCCGACUGGUGUCUUCGUUUCCGUUACUUCGCCGUAACGCCUGUAUCGAUGGAUGUCAUUAUAUGGGAUUUGAUAGCUGAUAAAAACCAGAGUUUGGUAAAAAUAAGGAAUUCAACGUACAACAGCAACACAAAAACAAUAUGGCAUUUAGUCGAGUGGAAUAUCAACAUGACUAAUGAUUUUAAGCUUUUGCUUAAAUUUGAAACGGGCGAAAAUGAGACAGAAAUUUCAAUAGAUGACAUCACAAUGAUUGCAGACUCCUGCAACAAAACAGUGUCAACUUUGUUGAACAAAGGGAAUGGACUUCAGUGUACUUUUGGUGGAGACUUUGAUGUAUGUUUUAGACAGAGUGAAUCAAAUAAAGACACCAACUGGAGGCUUUCAAACAAUCAACGGUGGCUUCCUUCGGAAGUAGAGGGAAAAGAAGCCGGUUUAAUAUCCAAGUUUGAAUUAUAUGAUAUAACUGUUAACAUAACAAUGAGAUUUUCAAGUGAAAACAAUUUGGAAUUGUAUAGCAAAGACGAAGAAGGAGACAAGAAAACUAUCAUUAAAAAUGUUGAUACCGUAGGAAAAUUGGUGACCAUUUCUAAUACGACAUAUGUCAAUGCAAGAUCAAAUCUUUUUAUUGAUGGGGAUGGGAAUACUAGCGAACGAAAUAAUGAAAUAAGGAUAGCUUUCAUCAAAAUCAAGGUUAUUAGUAAUUCCUACACCCAGGGUGAACGAUCAUUUCAAAUCCCUGAUCCAUACGCCAUGACAAUAUCUGACGUCACAAACUUGCGGUGUAUAGACGGUGGAGGGAUAAAGAUGAUUAACGCUAUAAAACUAUCCGGAAAACUUCUGACUAAAAAUGGAAUUCCAAGUGCUGUUCAAAUAUACAGGAUGAAUAACAGCUACUGGGAGACGUUUGACACGAAUACAUUGCGAACAUUUGUUUGUGAACAAGAUAUUGAGUCAAACAAUAGUUGUAAAAUACUGGCUGAUUUUGAACUACCAAGAGAAGAGGUUCAAAAUACAAAUGUAGAAUGGAUAGCUGCAGUCCUCGCAGGCGUGUUGGGUUUAAUAAUAUUCUGCAUAGCUAGCAUCAUUUUUUACAAACGAAGAAUAUAUUGUACCAAUAAGCAAAAUAUAAAAGAUCCUUCUACGGGUGAGCCAAAUUCGAUUAAAUUGACAUAUGAAAAAGUGGAGGGAACGAAAAAUGACAAUGUGGAAGAAGAUUACGACCACCUUCGUCAAAGUCAACCCAAUGCCUGUGAAUCGUCGUCAGAGAACGUGUAUAGUCACACGACGGACAACCAGUACGGACUACUCCCAGUCAUCACUGAUGAUACGUACGACCAUACUGUAGGAAAGGAAGGGGAGUAUGGGACUACUCAAGUUUGUCAGGACAAUGAAAAUACCUACGACCACACAUGAAUACCUGCAGUGGAAGGUGCUGCUAAUUCACAACAAGAUGCACUGUGAAUACGAUUUCAAAGGAGACAGCCAGUUUUUGAACUCAAGGUGUUUUUAACAAAAUUGCAUAUAAUUACAAGCAAAACAUGAAAAGAAUACACUGAACAUCAAUAUUAUCAAGCCCAAUUCAAGUUCUUCCAAUAUCUUGUCAAAAGUAAAUGAAAAUCAUCUAACAUUUUUCAUAUUCUUGCUUUAUGAAAAAAAGAUCGUUUCUAUUAUCUUUUAUAAACAGGUAUUAGCAGUUUAUUCAUGUAAAGGAAAGAAAACCACAAUACACCAUUUUCUGUUAUCCAUAUUUUGUACAAAAUAAACAAAGGAAAUGAUGCUUGAUAGUAU
Molecule: messenger RNA, 2909 nt
Organism: Magallana angulata
Lineage: Eukaryota; Metazoa; Mollusca; Bivalvia; Ostreida; Ostreidae
Exons: 18
Coding region: 303-2534 (743 amino acids)
Cellular component (GO): membrane
Source: RefSeq, a predicted model, not a curated record